AAAAGACCGAUAUACCCUUAUUUGAUCUCCGAGCUUCUUAGAGCAUUCGCUUCCUUCGCCUGCUUUUAUAUUUGAGACGUUUUUAUGCUUAACUGCUUCAGGAAACCUCUCGGAAGGGUCUCGAGUCUUUUUUUUAAAAUAGAUUUAUUUUUUAGGACUGUGAAAAGAAAAAUCACCUUUUAACAUCUGGAAAGAGCUUCGCCUCCUUCCCACCCACCCUCCCUCAUUUUCGUGCGAUUUCAAAAUACCAAAUACAAAGGCGGUUUUUAAAUGUAAUCUGGGCACUUGAAUAAUGGAGGAGUUCUUGUAGGAGUUGGGGAGAAGCCUGAAAUCUGUCGGGCAAAUGAGAAAAAGAUCGUGAAAACAAACGGAUGGAAUAAACAAGGGGAAGCAUUUUCCUAGUCUCUAGAGAAGGACUCGCCAUUCCUUACAUGUGUGAUUUUACAGAGGACUGAAUACCUCUUAUUUCUGCUCUCUUGUUUGCUCUGAGCAUUUGUUAAUAGGAAACACCAGUGUUUUACAAAUUGGUUUCCUAUUGGUUGUUACAUCGAAGUCAUAUUUAUUUUGACACUUGAAACGAAGACGAAACUUUCUCAUCCAUAUACUACAUUGUGUAAAAGCAGUGUGAAGACAAGAGUAUUGUUUACUAAUAUUUGUGCGUCUUGCCUGUUUCCAGGGCACAUGGGAAAUACGAUUUGACACUGAAGAAAAUAUAUUGUGCUUCAGGACAACUAUUAGUUUUAACAUUCAGCUACUUCAUUGUUGAAUGUUCAUCUUUUAAUCUGGAGAGUUAACAUCCUCUUAUGAAUUGGAUUUUUUGCCAUUGUUAGAACAGAAGCCAAAUGAUGUGUUUCCAAAUGUACUGGAAGGUCUGUUGAAUAGGAGCUAGAGAGACUAUAUUAUAGAAGCUGGAUUUCAUUCUUAUGGAUGCAUUAUUUUCCAAAUACAUUAUCAUCACUUUGAGGAAGUGACAGACGGAUUUUCGUGUUUGUAAGAUCUCAAAAGCUGGAUAUAGCAUUUUCCCCCCUAUUGAUUCUAACAAUUGAGAAAAUGGGAGCUGCUACAAAGCUGGUGUUUGCUGUUUUUCUUAUAUCUUGUUCUUCAGGUGCCAUACUAGGCAGAUCAGAAACACAGGAAUGCAUCUUCUACAAUGCUAAUUGGGAAAAUGAUAAGACAAAUCGUAGUGGCAUUGAACUGUGCUAUGGUGACAAAGAUAAAAGAAGACACUGCUUUGCAACAUGGAAGAAUAUCUCUGGAUCUAUUGAAAUUGUGAAAAAGGGUUGCUGGUUGGAUGAUAUUAAUUGUUAUGACAGAACUGACUGUAUAGAAAAGAAAGAUAGCCCUGAAGUGUUUUUCUGCUGCUGUGAGGGCAACAUGUGCAAUGAACAUUUUUUCUACUUUCCAGAGAUGGAGGUCACACAACCUACUUCCAAUCCUGUGACAACUAAACCACCCCUGUUUAGUACAUUGCUUUACUCUCUUGGACCUAUAAUGGGAAUAGCAGUGAUUGUACUCUUUUCAUUCUGGAUGUACAGACAUCACAAAUUAGCAUAUCCUCCAGUACUUGUACCAACCCAACAUGCCUUUCAUAUAAUGAUAGAGGAUCCUGGACCACCACCUCCAUCACCAUUGAUGGGCCUAAAGCCAUUGCAGUUACUAGAGAUCAGAGCUAGAGGAAGAUUUGGCUGUGUCUGGAAAGCUCAGUUGUUAAAUGAAUACGUUGCUGUGAAAAUAUUCCCAGUGCAGGAUAAAGAAUCAUGGCAAAAUGAAUAUGAAAUAUACAGCUUACCAGGAAUGAAGCAUGAAAAUAUACUACAGUUCAUUGGUGCUGAGAAACGAGGCACUAGUAUUGAUGUUGACUUGUGGCUAAUAACAGCGUUUCAUGAAAAGGGUUCACUUACUGACUUCCUGAAGGCUAAUGUAGUUUCAUGGAAUGAACUCUGUCAUAUAGCUGAAACUAUGGCAAAAGGUUUGGCCUAUCUCCAUGAAGACAUUCCUGGUUUAAAAGAAGGGCAUAAACCAGCUAUAUCCCACAGGGACAUCAAGAGCAAAAAUGUGUUAUUGAAAAAUAAUCUUACGGCAUGUAUCGCUGAUUUUGGACUUGCUUUAAAAUUUGAGGCUGGGAAGUCAGCUGGCGAUACCCAUGGUCAGGUUGGUACCCGAAGAUACAUGGCUCCUGAAGUAUUAGAAGGUGCUAUAAACUUCCAGCGAGAUGCAUUUUUGAGAAUAGACAUGUAUGCGAUGGGAUUAGUUCUAUGGGAAUUGGCAUCACGAUGUACAGCAUCAGAUGGACCCGUGGAUGAGUAUAUGUUGCCUUUUGAGGAAGAAGUGGGUCAGCAUCCUUCUCUGGAAGAUAUGCAGGAGGUUGUGGUACAUAAAAAGAAGAGGCCUGUUCUGAGAGAGUGUUGGCAGAAACAUGCUGGAAUGGCAAUGCUCUGUGAAACAAUAGAAGAGUGUUGGGAUCAUGAUGCAGAAGCUCGAUUAUCAGCAGGCUGCGUAGAGGAAAGGAUUAUCCAAAUGCAAAGACUAACAAACAUUAUAACAACAGAAGACAUUGUGACUGUGGUCACCAUGGUGACAAAUGUGGAUUUUCCUCCCAAAGAAUCCAGUCUAUGAUAGUAGCAGCGGUCACUCUUCUUGACCAAUAAGACUCAGCACUGGAACUGCCAAGUCAACUGGCCUAUUUCUGGUCAGUAAUUUUCAGCAUGAAAUGGUAAGUCCGUCUCUGAAGUGUCAGAAGGAAGAUUCCUCUUUGUUCUUCUCCAGACUUGGAUCCAGAAGACUUACUGCAUAUGCCGGAGAAAAUGGCAAGAUGAUGUUAAACGUACCUGAAGAACAUGGACCUAUCUCGGCUUGUCAAGACAUUUUAAAAACUGACAAUGUAUUUCUUAACAUGUCAGACUAAUUCCUUAAAAUGAACUACUGCUAUUUUUUUUAAAUCAGACAUUUCAUUUCAGAUUUAAGAAAAAGGGUAACUUGUUUUUAUUGCAUUUGCUGUUGUGUUUAUAUAAAUGACUAUUGUAAUGCCAAUAUGACACAGCUUGUGAAUGUUUAGUGUGCUGCUGUUCUAUGUAAUCAAAGUGGGAUCUAGCAAAAAGGCUUCCAAGCAUUACUUAACCUCCCUCAACAAGGUAUACCUCAGUUCCACCUAUGCUAAAUUGAAUUGACAACACUAAUAAAACUGAAAUAAUAAAUUGAUCCAGAUUUUGUAAAUGAUGCGUUUAAAAAAAUCCAUGGUGUAUUUUUUAAAGGUUAUAAGCUGUGCUUCAUGCCAACAGUCCAUGGCCAUUCCUAAAAUGGUGUGUUAGUCUUUCCUUGUUCUAGCUUAUGUGUAAAAAAUGUAUUGCCUUUUCAAUGACGACUUUCCCAAUUAGUUAAAAGCUUUAUCUCCAGUUCCCGAAAUAGUGUAUACAUUUAUUUUACUAAAUAUUUAGGUUUGCUGUGUCUGAUGGGAAUUUGAAAAUUUAAGCAUGAUUUUUUUAUUAUUAUUAUUAUUUUAUUGAGCUCUGGCACUGGAAAGCUCUUAACAUUAAUUCUUUCAAAGAAACUGUUUGCUGUUUCAUGUAUAUUUUGUCUAGUGUUAUUUUCUAUUUCACUAAACAGGACACAGUGGGUUGAUCCAAACAGAGACAUAUGUAACAAGAUGGUGAAAGCUACCCUUCCUUCCAUUCCCCUCCCCAGCAACCCAGCCCCUGUCCAGUACAAAAGGGGUUCAGAAACUCCUUCAGCUAUUUGGGGGAAGGAGGUGGCAGGGGGAAUUUUUCCAACCACCCAGUGUGUGGGUCCAGCCCUGGACAUAACUCUAUUUCCACUGUGUUGUUUCAGGAUCACCUCAGGAAGCUUCAUGACCUUGAAUGCCACACACUUUAUAUCUGUUGCCUUUUUGUCGUUUCACAUCACUUGAUUUUUAUUUUUUUUUUGGUGCCGGCUUGUCAGAGGAACAUUGAUCAGUGAUACAUAGGUUUAACUUGUGGUCACUUUCAAAAUUAAAAAUACAGACUCUCUUAAAAAAAACUUUACCAUCAAAUUUGCAGUUAUUUCAAUGGAAAUGAUAAUGUAGCAUAGUCUAGUGAGGGAAAAAAAACCCUACAACUUUGAACUACUGAAUUGAAGGAGUUAUAGGGAUUGAUAAUAUGGAGCCCAUCCAUUAAGAAGACUCUAGCAAAAGGGGCAGAAAGUAGGCAGUGCCAAAGUACUUUUAAAAGGCAGUAAUAAUACACUACGAUUAUUUGAAUAGUUUAUAUGUAUACAAGCCAAAGGGAAUUCUCAAAACAAAAGUACUGAACCAACAGUAGCCAGUAUUAUCAGAUUCUAGGCAGUUUUAUAUUUAAAUAAUACAUUAGAUUUAUAAAGGAAAAGGUGGUCAUAGUUAAAUGUUCACUGUGAAUGUUAUUUUCAAGAUUUAUGAAUUCACAGUGAGGUGUUUUUUUUUUUAAAGUGUGUACUGAUCUCCGAAAAUGUAGAAGAAAUAAUUAUAAACAAGAUUUUGGACAUCAGAUUCUAAACAGAGACGAGUAUUAGAGGAUUUCUCUACUCUAGAGACAUGUUUUGGUCUCAUAGUUACAAAAUGUGAUGCCAUAAUUUGAUUGUGGAUGUUGCUGGGCAUAACUUGCUACUUUUGUUAACAAACUUAAUACUUGUUCUUCAGAUGUAUUUUUGAAUAAAAAAUGAUUUGCUUGAUUCUACUUGUAGGGGUUGAUUUGCAACAGCAUCAUCUAAAUUGAUAGGAGUGAUUGGCAUGUAUAGUUUUUUCCCUCAAAAUGAAAAUAUUCAUACUAGGAAAAUGUAGUUUUAUCAGUGUUCAUCUUUAAAAGCACAUGCCUACAAAUACCAUUCUUGGUUGCAAAUCUCCCACCACAGCUUCAUAGAGCAGGUAUUUAUUUUUUUAAAUCAAAUAGACUGCCAUCAAUAUGACUCAAGCCAAUAAGACCUUUUCAUGUAUGUUUUUUGCAAAUGCAUUUGAAAUUGCAGGUCAUAUAGGGGAAAUAUCAAAACUGACAAUCAAGCCAGAACCAUGUCUACGUGAGAAGAGUUUUUUAAAAAAAUAGUUUCCCAAAACUUCCCUUCCUUGCUUCCCCCUAACUAGUCUUUGAUUUUCAAGAUGCCUCUCAUCAGUAAACACUUUUUUUGUGGUAGAAUCUGUCAAAUUAUUAAAAUCCACCAAACUGCCCCAAAAUAAAAAUCCACCAAAAUAGUCUCACACAAAAUCGCGACUUCUUUGUUUGGAAAGUUUAAAGGUGGACAGUUCUUUCAAAAAUGCUUAAGCCAAGAUCUAUCCUAGGAAAUUUAACCAUUAAUGUCUGAGCUAGGAAAAGUGCUCUGCUUUCUGGCAGAUAUUGUGGCUGUUGUUGCUUUCUGUACUUGAACCAUACAGCUUGUAUUGAUCUGACCAGCUCUGGUGAUUUACCUUGUAUCUUUGACUUGUGAAGGAAAGCCCGGGCUGAGACUCGAGCUUUCAUUGUCCUUUGGUUUGCCUGUGACUACUUAGUUGGCUGCCAUAUAAUUGCCACAGGAUUUAACUGAUCAGUUUUGUGAAAAACUUCAAAGUCUAAACUUUGCAAUACCUUUUCAGUUUGUGUUAGAUGCGAAGAACUUUAUAUCACAUGAUGCAUGACUACUCUUUGUACAGUCGCUAAAUAUACUUAGCAUUUUUGGAACAGAUUGUGCCUCGUAAUUGUUGGAGUUCUUUGACCUAGUGUUCUCAUUCAUGGUGGUAUUCUGAAAAUGAGUCUGGAUUAAAAUACACAACUUUAUACUUUCUUUGAUAGCAAAAUCCAUGUGGAGUAGCUCUUGCAUAACUAAGGUGUAAUCAGAUGUAGUAGUAAUAAAUAGUGUUCAUACUACUGUUCUACAGAAUAAAAUUGCUGAUCGUAGUUUAACAAAGUGAGGUGACUGAUUGGUUGACCUUUUUCCAAUUCUCUUUUUAAACUUUUUAAUGCAUUUUUAUUAGGAAUAUUUGGUAUAAAAUUUAGCAAGCUAUGUACAGGAUUACAAACAAGGGAUAAAAUAGUAUCCUUGUUGGAACACCAUUUACCUCAAUAUAUUCAACCAGCAGUACUUUUUUUUUUUAAUGCACACUCAAGCCCAUAUAAGAUGUUACCUCUCAAAAUAUUGGUAAGCAAUUAUUUUAGCUUUACUCGGUACUUGUCAGUGUUCUGGGCACAGGUUGUUGUACUACUGUCAAAUUGCUCUUGCUAUUUUUCGGCAAGUAUUUAAGAAUAACCCCAUCUUGAAUAAAAGUGAUUGUGAAAUAUUGUAUAAAUGUAUGCUUCUCUUUCCCUAUUCCCACAGAACAAUGAAUAAAAAAUUAAGUGACUACUAUGA
Molecule: messenger RNA, 6324 nt
Organism: Pantherophis guttatus
Lineage: Eukaryota; Metazoa; Chordata; Lepidosauria; Squamata; Colubridae
Gene: ACVR2A
Product: activin A receptor type 2A
Biological process (GO): protein phosphorylation; cellular response to growth factor stimulus; activin receptor signaling pathway
Cellular component (GO): activin receptor complex; plasma membrane
Molecular function (GO): activin receptor activity; ATP binding; activin binding
Source: RefSeq, a predicted model, not a curated record